Molecule: messenger RNA, 1323 nt
Organism: Penicillium atrosanguineum
Lineage: Eukaryota; Fungi; Ascomycota; Eurotiomycetes; Eurotiales; Aspergillaceae
Exons: 3
Coding region: 1-1323 (440 amino acids)
Source: RefSeq, a predicted model, not a curated record
AUGGCUUCCGACUCUACCAGUUUCGUCAAUCACGAAGAUUUCCUUGAACCCCACAAGUCUACAGAUCUUGAUGAGGAAGAUGGCACACCGAUUGACACGGCAGCAGAAGUGGAAGCCGACACAGCAAUCACUUCGUUCAUUGAAAGCAAUUCCAGAAUUCCAGUAGCUCCUUCUUAUGGGCAAAUUGCCUGCCCUGUCGUGGUCCCUCAACGACGACCCGGAAACAAAGAGCGAGGUUUCAUGAAAGCGUAUGCUCCAAUAUUAUUCCAAUAUGAUAUCACCCAAGAGCACUUUCACGACUUCAUCAAAGCUCUGAAUAAAGCAGUCCAGGCCUCUAAAUGGAUUGCUGCAGUGCAAAUUGCAGCAUUCGGGGCCUCGUUCGUGCCAAAUCAAAUCUCUAUGGGCACGACAGCGGCAGUGCAGAUUGUAUCAGCAGUCGCAGCAAAGGCUCAAAUUAGAUGGAAGGUGAACACCUUCAUAGAUAAGGCGAAUCGAGAACUAUUUUGUCCUCGAGGACUCUAUUGUAUGAUUGUGACAUACAACCCUCUCGCACAGCAACAGCAAAAAGAGAUCAGCACCUCGAUAAGCAGACCAUCUGCUAGUGGGGCUUCUGGCUCAUCUCGAAGCAAAUGGCCGGGGAAAGUUACGAAAAACUUGCGUAAUCCAUUCUCCGCUACGACAGAAGGAGAGCAAAAUUUACCAUCAGAGAUUGCACCUCUAAUAUUCUCGGACAAUGAGGAUGAAAAAGUCCAAAUGAAGAUGAAAGAGAAACCUUGGGACAAGUUGAAUGAUUACUACGACAAACGCGCCCGAGCAAGAUAUGCCAGUGAAAGCAAUCGGGACGCUUUAUCCUCAGCCCCCGAAUCUAAAUUCAAGAACCGAUUCCUUGACCCUAAUCAUCCGGCCAGUAAUGGAGGUCUUCUUGGCUUGAUAUCAGGCGGGCAUCUUACAAGGGACCCAAAAAAGAUAAUGGAAGACACGAAAAGUUCAUAUCAGCAGCAGGAAAGACUUAUUUAUGAGCAACAAGACAGCCAGUUGGAGCUGCUCCGCAGUCAGUUCCAAGCCAUGGGCUUCUCUGAAAAACAGCAAAGCGACUAUAUCGCAAGCUAUGAGCAGCAGUUUCAGUUGCAACGAGACCAGCUAAAGGCCCAGAUAAAAGGAACGGAAAUGAUGCACAGAAAGAUCUUGAGAAAUGUUCUUUAUCUCAUGGUUGUAAACCUGCCAACCGAGGAAGAAGUUGAGGCGGCUAGGAUGGCGACGAAUACGGAUGAGGAAGAUAAUGGCAGCCAAAGAAGCUUCGUGACCAUGGUCAACGUACAAUAG